AUGGAUGAGUCGUUUAUACUAUCCAAGUUCAACCAACUCGUCCAAUCCGGCGUCGUUCUCUAUGAUGAGAAUCAAAGAAUCAUCAAACAUGUUGAAAAAGACCUAAAUUUUCAAUUCUGCUUGACAUCGGCGCUGUCAAAGAAACCAACUUUUCAAAAUCCCAUCUCUGAAAGCAACUCUGGGCCUCAGGAGAAGCCUCGUGAAGGGAGUGACAUCAGCACCGCUGGUUUUGAAAUUGGCAAAGUGGGCAAUGCGCACCUGCUGGUUGCCAACAAGUUCUGCUGGGCCAACCCGCAUUUCCUCCUUGUCACCGCGGACCCCUAUCAACGACAGUACACGCCUUUGGACAAAACUGAUCUUCAUGCGAUGUGGUCAGUCUUGAAGACGAUGAGCUCUGAUUACGUUGCGUUCUUCAAUUGUGGUCAGGAUGGCGGCUGCAGUCGAAUGCACAAACACACGCAAUUGAUCCCCACGCCCAAGGGCACAUUGGCCUCGUUCCUAGACAUGGAUGGAGAAGCAUCUGAACCUGCGAUUCCAUUUCGGUGGUUCUAUUGCAAAUUUAAGUCCUCAAAUGUUACGGAACAGGACCUACAAAGCACGUAUGCUGCGUUGCUAGAACAAGCCACCCAGGUGGGCGCGGGACUCUCAGAGCAUGCGCAGGAGGCACCGCCGGGCGCCGCAUGUCCACAUAAUAUGAUCAUGACGAGACGGUGGAUGAUUGUGAUUCCUAGGCGCCGAGCGGCGCUGAGCAAGGCGGUAGCUACCAAUGCGUUGGGGAUGCUUGGAUAUUUUGCCGUUGCCACUGAGGACGAGGUGGAUGAAUGGAGAAGGCAAGGCGUCACAGAUGCUCUUCGGAAGUUUGGAGUGUCCACCUGA
Penicillium oxalicum is the source of this 876-nucleotide messenger RNA. RefSeq lists its product as uncharacterized. Gene Ontology annotation, molecular function: ATP:ADP adenylyltransferase activity; ATP binding. Gene Ontology annotation, biological process: nucleotide metabolic process. The coding region runs from base 1 to 876 and encodes 291 amino acids. The record is from RefSeq and is a predicted model, not a curated record. The transcript has 2 exons. Lineage: Eukaryota; Fungi; Ascomycota; Eurotiomycetes; Eurotiales; Aspergillaceae.